AUGGCCAACACGUACGCCCAAGCGGCGCAGCUCCACGUCCCGCACCCGCAGCAGGUCCAUGUACCGGCGCCGCCGAUGGCCGAGAAGACCAAGGUCGGCCGCAAGCGCCACAACAUCUGGGAGUACUUCCAGGAGGACGGCUCGACCAACCCGAAGCGCACGCGCUGCAAGUGCAAGUACUGCGGCCACAGCUUCUUCUCCGACUGCACGCGAAUGAAGAAGCACAUCAUCAGCUGCACCAACUGCCCAGAUGCGGUGCGCCAAGAGGUCAAUGAAGAGUUUCUGCAGCUUGAGCCCGCGGACCCGUCGGCGGGCCGGCUCAAGCGGUCGAUUGCGAUGGCCGACCUCCCGCCGCUCAAUAGCUACGAAGCCGCAACGGCGCCGCCGGGUGCACCCGUGUACUCGUCCAAGGCCGAAGCGAACGCGCAGCCUGCGUCCAAGAAGCUCAAGGUCACGACGCCGACGCUGCUGCAAAAGACGAUGGGCGAGGCGGUCUGGGACUGCUUCCUCCACAUUGUCAACGACCCGACCACCGAGGAUCGGCUGGGCAUGCAGGGUGUCAAGAAGAUGGUGUCGAUCUUCAAGCAAGAGGUCCACCGCGAGUCGCUCCGCGCGCUGCUUCUGCUCGCGUGCCCACAGCCCGACAAGCUGCCGUCCAUCUCGACCAACCGCCCGAACGGGGCCAAGUUUAUCGACGCGUACAUUCGGCAGCUGCAAUUUGGCCUCUUUGAGACGCUGUCGGGCCCACAAGAAACAGUCUAG
Saprolegnia diclina VS20 is the source of this 762-nucleotide messenger RNA. RefSeq lists its product as hypothetical. Lineage: Eukaryota; Oomycota; Saprolegniomycetes; Saprolegniales; Saprolegniaceae. Gene Ontology annotation, molecular function: DNA binding. The record is from RefSeq and is a predicted model, not a curated record. Bases 1 to 762 code for a protein of 253 amino acids. The transcript has a single exon.